Messenger RNA from Strongyloides ratti, 1806 nucleotides. RefSeq names its product Segment polarity protein dishevelled. NCBI's taxonomy places the organism in Eukaryota, Metazoa, Nematoda, Chromadorea, Rhabditida, Strongyloididae. Gene Ontology annotation, molecular function: frizzled binding. The transcript has 5 exons. Gene Ontology annotation, biological process: canonical Wnt signaling pathway; intracellular signal transduction. Gene Ontology annotation, cellular component: cytosol. Bases 1 to 1806 code for a protein of 601 amino acids. The record is from RefSeq and is a predicted model, not a curated record.
AUGGUUAAUAAAAUUUAUUAUUAUCUUGAUGAUAAUACUCCUUAUGUAUCAGAAUUUGAUAAACCACUGGAUGAGAUUACAUUAGGUGAUUUCAAAAGACAUUUUAAACGUAAAGGCUACCGUUAUUUUUAUAAAAAAGAAGACGAUGAUAUUCAAAAACCAGUUAAAGUUGAAUUAUUUGAUGAUACAACUAUAUUAUGCCCUUCUGGUAAAGGUCCAAUUGAAUUAUUUCUUAUACCAUGUACAGAAAAUGAACCUAUGCCAAUUCAGGAUAUGAGUCAUGCAACAUUAACAAGAAAAAAUGUUCAUAGAUUUUCUGGUUAUGGUAGUGAUUACUGGAAAAAGUCAUAUAAACCACAUCCAGAUAUACAAGGGACAUACUUAUCAUCAAUAACUGAUAUUGAUAAUUCUGGUGGUCAAAGAGUAUCUAUGGUUACAACAGAUUAUGAUACUUCAAUUGUAUAUAAUAAAUUAGGUAGAAAACUUCCUGUUGAUCAAUAUACAACUGAUAGUGAAUUUACUUUUCAAUCUGAGGAUGAUGAUAAUUAUAGAAAAAAAAGACAACAUAAGGGUGAAUAUCGUGAAAGAAAACCAAGGCAAAAUAAAAGAAAAAUAAAAACUGAAUCAGUUGUUUCACCAACAUUAAAUACUGAUCAUUCAUUUCUUGGAAUGAAAGUUGUUGGAAAUGAUGGUGGUAUAUUUGUAAGUGACAUUGAUAGAGGUGGUGCAGCAGAUUUUUGUGAAAAUUUAGAAAUUGGUGACCAAAUUAUACAAAUUGAUAAUAAAUCAUUUGAAGAUUUAACUGAAGAAGAAGCUGUAAAUUUAUUAAAAUAUUGUGUUAAAAAAAAGAAAAAUAUUAAAAUGUAUAUAUCAAAGAGAAAAAAAAGUUUUGGAAAUGAUACAACUAACUUUUUUGGUCUUGAUUCAACAACAUUACCAAUUGAUAUAUCAUGUUGGGUAGAAACAGCUAUCCAACGACAAAUGAGAGGUAUGGAUAGAACAUAUAUUGAAAAAGAUAUUGAAGAUUAUAAUCAAACUUUUCAACAAGAAAAUAUUCCACCAUCAAUAAAUGAUUUUUCAUGUAUAAAUACAUCAAUAAAUGAUGAAAAUUCAACAUCACAAUUAACAUGUUUUAUGGAUCCAUCAAUAAUUAUUCAUCGAAUGAUAAUGCCAAAUAAUGGUAUUGAAAUUAAAGAUAGAGUUUGGUUAAAAAUAACUGUUCCAUCAUGUAUUAUUGGUAAAGAUCUAGUUUGUUGGUUAAAAAAAAAUGUUCGUGGAUUAGAAAAUAAAAAAAAAUCAUAUUCAUAUGCUGCUUGGUUAUUGCAUCAAGGACAUAUUAGACAUAUGAUAGGCCAAAGAAAAUUCACAGAACAAAGUUAUUACAUUUUUAAUGAGUACUAUGCAAAACGUAUAGACAUAAAUGAAAUGAUUAAAAGUAAGAAUGAGUCUAAUACGGACAUAACAUAUUGUCGGACAUCAUCUAGUAAUACACAAGGGAAAAAUGAAAAUGACUUUAAAAAUUGUCAUAGUCGCAAUAACUUUUCUUCUGCCAUCACAAAUACAAGUGACUCAAAAGAAAAAACUAUUAAUUCAUCAAAUUCAGAAACAAAAAAAUUAGGAAAAUGCUCAACUGAAAUACCAGUCAAUAAUGAUUAUGCUUCAAUGCUCGAUAUGGAUGAGACAGAUAAUACUUUUCAUGACAAUUUGUAUCAAGUUGUCCCAGAUUAUAAAACAAAUGUAGAUCAUAUUGAUAAACAGCAACACCUAGUUUCAUCCUCAUAUGAAGGAACAAAAUUUAAAGUUUAA